AUGUUCCACAGCCACGAGCCCGCCGCUGCCCUGCAGCUCAGCGCCAUGCUCGACAGUGACGACCUGACCUCCGUGAGGUCCCCGACCUCCGAGCCCGCCAGCCCGCAGUCUUUCAACUCAGACUCCAGCUGCACCAGCCCGGAGGCCAAGUCUUCCUCCUCCUCCUCCUCCUCCAACAGCCAGCAGAGAGUCAGGAGACCUCUGAACGCCUUCAUCAUCUGGACCAAGGAGGAGCGCAGGAGACUGGCUCAGCUCAACCCGGACCUGGAGAACACCGACCUCAGCAAAAUACUGGGAAAGACCUGGAAGUCCAUGUCUCUGGCUGAGAAGCGUCCGUACAUGCAGGAGGCCGAGCGACUGAGGGUCCAGCACACCAUCGACUACCCCAACUACAAGUACCGGCCCCGCAGGAGGAAGCAGCUGAAGAAGAGCGGUCGACUCCAGAGUCCAGAGGCGUCGUCCACCUUCUGCAACUCCGGCUACAACCUCACCUACCUGCUCCAGAACCAUCAGCACGGCUUUGCCAACGCCCCGCCUCACUUCUCUGCCCUCCACCCCGGCUACACCAACACAUGCCCGGGAGGGUUCUCGGACAGAGCCGCGAUGUACCCGGUCCCCCCCGCCUACCACGCAGACCCGCACUCGUAUUUAACCACCCAGCACCCCCAGCAUGGUUUCCCAGCCCCUGCAGGGGCGCACAUAGACAUGGGCGAGAGCCGGGGGUGUGGUGGGCUCCUCAGCGCCACCGGACCUCCCCUGGAGUUCUAUCUGGACCAGGUUCAGCUGGACAUGCUAUACGACCUGGACCGCAGUGAGUUUGAACAGUACCUGGGUCCUUCAGUGCCUGAGUCGGUGGAUCCCAGCAGCUACCUCCAGCAGAGCAGCCACAGAGAAGAACGCUCGCUGUCAUGA
This is a messenger RNA of Synchiropus splendidus (mandarinfish), 912 nucleotides long. It is a transcript of the gene sox32, whose product is annotated as SRY-box transcription factor 32. Gene Ontology annotation, biological process: cell differentiation; regulation of DNA-templated transcription; anatomical structure morphogenesis. The record is from RefSeq and is a predicted model, not a curated record. Gene Ontology annotation, molecular function: RNA polymerase II cis-regulatory region sequence-specific DNA binding; DNA-binding transcription factor activity, RNA polymerase II-specific. The transcript has 2 exons. NCBI's taxonomy places the organism in Eukaryota, Metazoa, Chordata, Actinopteri, Syngnathiformes, Callionymidae. The coding region runs from base 1 to 912 and encodes 303 amino acids.